AACUUUGGAUUGUUCUUAUGAUUAUAAAUGAUGAAUCCAUCAGACGUUUCACUAAUUACAAAUCCGUACGAUGUUCCCUGUUUUUUCAAAAAAUACACUUCUAUUGAAUGUUCCGAUCGAGCCGCCGAUGAAGAACUUCGUCGGCGUUCCAAAUGUGAAUCGGAACCUCUCUGUUUUUUUCUUCAAUUCUUCCGAUCAUGUUUUUGCUUUUGAGGAAUUCUUAAAGAAGAACAACAACAAGACGGCCAUACUUUAAAUGCUCAGAGCCGUACCCAUUGUGUGAUGCGUUUUUUUUUUUUGCUUUAUACACAUUUGUGAAUAUGCUUGUACUAUUUACAGAACCGAUUUAUUUAUGAAAUGAAAUAUGAUAAAUUAUAACAGUAAUUGUUUUUUGUUUUUUUAUGCAGAGAAAGAGAGAGAGAGAGAGGAGGGAGGGAGAUGUUGACGUGUAUCACGUGUAAGCCAAAGAUAGAGGACGGUGACGGAGGGGAGGAGGGCCCACGUGGGACGCCCGGUUCGAAGGACUCCGUCAAAAGCCUGACGGCGCAGAUAAAAGACAUAGCAUUGAAGGUGUCUGGGGCAUACAAGUGCAAGCCAGGCACACCAAGCAGCAGCAGCACUGCAUACAGGAAAGGGAGGGCAUACCCAGAACUGGACACCAUCUCAGAGGGGGUCCCACACCCUUUCCACCCCUCUGGUUCCACCAGCUCCACCCCAGCCUGGGAUUACACCAAAACCAGCAGUUUUCACAACAACCCUUCCAUGUUUUCGGCUUCUGAGGUUGGGGUUGAGGACGAGAGCGAACCCAAGGAGUGGGUUGCCCAGGUCGAACCCGGCGUUCAGAUCACUUUCCUCUCCCUCCCUUCUGGGGGAAACGAUCUCAAACGAAUCCGUUUCAGCCGGGACAUGUUUGACAAGUGGCAAGCACAGAGGUGGUGGGGAGAGAACUUCGACAGGAUCAUGGAGCUACACAAUGUCCAGAGGUUCAAUCAGCAGGCGCUGGAAACCCCUGCCCGUACUGAGGAUGGGAGAGACUCGACGUAUUCUCGGCUGAGGGAGAGCCCAAUGAUGAUGACAGCAGCACAGAGGAACUACUACUAUAACAACAAACAAGGAGGAAUGGGGGAAGGGCCAAGAACAACGACCGACUCAAGAGAGGAAGCUUCCAUAUCCAUAAGCAACGCGAGCGAGAUGUCCUCAGAGUGGAUUGAAGAAGAUGAGCCCGGGGUUUAUGUCACCAUUAGACAGCUUGCUGAUGGCACUCGCGAGCUUCGCCGCGUCCGGUUCAGUCGAGAGAAAUUUGGAGAGGUGAAUGCAAAGAUGUGGUGGGAACAGAACAGGGAUAGGAUACAAGAAACAUACCUUUAGCUUAUUAUUAUUAUUAGCUAGUAGGAACACUACUUUUCUUAAAAUACUAUUUUAUGUUUUAAAAAAAGAAGAAGAAGUUUUUGACUAAGUAGUCCUAUGACACAUUUGGCACACUAUAUAUAGUAUUUUUUUAUAUAUAUAAAAAUUAAAGUUGUCUAUGAGGA
Molecule: messenger RNA, 1532 nt
Organism: Cuscuta campestris
Lineage: Eukaryota; Viridiplantae; Streptophyta; Magnoliopsida; Solanales; Convolvulaceae
Source: the annotation of a GenBank genome assembly